Molecule: messenger RNA, 2182 nt
Organism: Mercurialis annua (annual mercury)
Lineage: Eukaryota; Viridiplantae; Streptophyta; Magnoliopsida; Malpighiales; Euphorbiaceae
Product: protein NETWORKED 4B
Exons: 4
Coding region: 188-2068 (626 amino acids)
Cellular component (GO): vacuolar membrane
Molecular function (GO): actin binding
Source: RefSeq, a predicted model, not a curated record
ACUUAAAGGCCUUACUCUUUUUAUCGAGUCUGUAUCAUCUCCAUACCCUUACCAUACCAAACCCUCUCUCUCAAUUACUUCAAUAAUUUGCAGUUUUUUAGGUUCAACUUCAAUUCCUCCUCCAACCUUCUUCCGUUAACUAGCAGUGAAGUUUAUUCCUGUCUCAGAAACUCCACCAGCUCUUUAAAUGGCUUCUCCUAUGAUUCGCUCAAAUAAGAAUUUCAAGAGGUUGCAUUCAACGAAAUCGCAUUCCUGGUGGUGGGAUAGUCACGUCAGUCCCAAAAAUUCAAGGUGGCUUGCGGAGAAUCUCGAGGAAAUGGACCGGAGUGUAAGGCGGAUGUUAAAGCUAAUCGAAGAAGAUGGAGAUUCAUUUGCUAAAAAAGCUGAGAUGUAUUAUCAGAAGAGGCCGGAAUUGGUUUCGCUUGUUGAAGAAUUUUACCGCAUGUACCGGUCUUUAGCUGAACGUUAUGAUCAUGUGACGGGAGAAUUGAGAAAAAAUAUUCCAUCAGACCUCCAAUCUCAGAACUCGGGCAUUUCUGACGUUAGUUCUGAACCGCCCUCUACAUGGCCCUCUCCUGCUCCGGAGCCGAGGCGUAGGUCUGGACAUCGAGCUGCUGGUUUUGAUUUCUUUCUGGGAUCCGGUGGAAGUAGCUCUGAUCUUCAGAGAGAUGGAGAUGAAUCAUCUACACUAACAGAUUCUGAGCCAGAAUCUGAUGACUCCUCCUCCGUUAACAAUUACUCGGUUCUUUUAGGAAAUGGUAGCGACAAUGCUCUUAGCAGAAAGGUGAUUGAAUUAGAGAUCGAGCUACGUGAAAUGAAAGAUAGACUCCAGAUGCAGCAGGAGGAGAACGUAGAUGGUUCAUUGAAGGGGGUGAGGAAUGAUCAUUUUGAGGAUCUUCUAGGUAGGAUCUCAGGAUACGAGCAAGAGCUGAAGAUUGCUAAUCAGAGGAUACAUCAUUAUGAAGAAGAAGUGUCGAGAUUGACCAUUGACCUGCAGAGACAUAAAUCAUUAGAAUCCACCAGAGAUUUUCAGCAUGAAUUCGCAUCAUUACCAGAAGAAUACAUUCAGAGUGCUGAGAGUGAGAUGGAAUCCGAGAAAACUCGCGCAUCCAAGGUUCAAAAGGAUACAGACGGACUGGAAGCUGAAACUCAGGAAUUCGAUAGCAAAACUAAGGCACUGGCAGAAGAACUUGUAAUUAUGAAAGAGAAGCUACAGUAUGCAGAGAAAGAAAUUGCAAGUUUGAAAACUAAGCUUGAGGACAAUGGACCAUCUGAAAAGGUCAACAAAUUGCAGGAUCAGCUUGCUCUGGCUCAUAAAGACAUCAAUACAUGGAAAAGCAAGCUGAAUGCAGAAAAAAGGGAGGUAUCUAAACUGCAGGAAAGAAUCGCAAGGUUGAAAUCUAGUUUAUCAGACAGGGAUCACGAGAACAGAGAGUUAAAAACAGAAGUAUCUGAUGCUGAGCAGAAGAUUUUUCCUGAAAAAGCACAGAUCAAGGCUGAAAUAUCAAAAUUGUUGGAAGAACAGACUAGUUUGAAGGAGCAGGUCAGAGAGCGGGAAUCAUGUUGCCGUACUUUAGAAGAUGAAAUUAGAAAGCUACAAACUGAAAUGUCAGAAACAGAGGUAAGGCAUGACUUCGAGAUCAAUAACUUAAAGAAAGAAACCAGCGAAAGAGACUAUUAUAUACAAAAUUUGAACAAAAACCUCGACGCCUUGAAGUUAGAAAGAGAUGAGCUUAAUGCACAAGUUACCGCACUUAAAGCAGAUGUAGCCUCUAGAAAUGAUCAGAUUGAUGAAAUGGAUAAGCAUUUACAGCAAUUACAUAUGGAGCAUAUGAAGCUCAUUGCCGAUGCUGAAAUGGCGCGUAAAUUAGCAGAUAAAGUAAAUUCGAAAGUUGAUGAUCUAGAGAAAGAGGUUGAAAGGCAAAAGAUGGCGAUUGCAGAAGGAGCAGAAGAGAAACGAGAAGCAAUUAGGCAAUUGUGUUUCUCACUCGAACACUACAGGAACGGAUAUCAUAGUCUUCGACAAGCCUUUAUCGGGCACAAGAGAGUUCCUGUUUUGGCAUCAUAAAAUUAGUAUGUAUACUUUUUGUUCUAUUUAUUUAUGUUUUAGUAAUAUUUGUGCUUUUAGCACAAUAAAUCAUGGUUUCAGGAUUAUAAGUUGAGAAUAUGAAUUUUUUGCCUA